Molecule: messenger RNA, 1625 nt
Organism: Centruroides sculpturatus (bark scorpion)
Lineage: Eukaryota; Metazoa; Arthropoda; Arachnida; Scorpiones; Buthidae
Product: short/branched chain specific acyl-CoA dehydrogenase, mitochondrial-like
Exons: 11
Coding region: 228-1625 (465 amino acids)
Cellular component (GO): mitochondrion
Molecular function (GO): acyl-CoA dehydrogenase activity; flavin adenine dinucleotide binding
Source: RefSeq, a predicted model, not a curated record
UUCCAGUCUCGUGCAUGGAGAGUUUGUUUAUAUUUAAGGUGUAUGGUUGAAGUUUUAAUAGAAAUCGAUCUAUACGUGAAAAUUCUCUUUUUAUGUAACAUUAUACAUGCUUAAAUCUUAGUAAAAUAAUAUGAAUUAAAGAUUCGUGUAAUAUAUAUCUUUAUUAUAAUAAAAGUAGCAGAAAUCCCUACAAGUAGAUCAUAUAUUAAUUUUUAAAAUAUUUUAAAAUGGCUCUUUAUUUCACACAAUAUAUUAAAAAGGGCACUUCCAACAUUUCUCAAUGUUGCAAAUAUAAACAAUUUCUCAACUCUAUUCUUUACAAUGCCAAAUUGCAAACUGUUGGAAGGUAUCAUUGUAAACCAUUAACAGUAUUAAAUGAUGAUGAAUAUAUGAUGAAAGAAUCAGUGGCAAAAUUUGCUCAAGAAAAAAUUAAACCUCUAGUUCGAAAAAUGGAUAAAGAAUCACAAAUGGAUCCUUCAAUUAUCAAGCAACUAUUUGAGCAUGGAUUGAUGGCAGUUGAUAUUGAAUCUGAAUAUGGAGGCACAAAUUCAACAUUUUUUUCUAGUAUUCUUGUAAUAGAACAAUUAGCCAAAGUAGAUCCUUCUGUCUCUGUUCUUUGUGAUGUUCAGAAUACAUUAAUUACUCAACUGUUUCGCAGAUUUGGAACUGAUGACCAAAAGAAUAAUUAUUUAACAAGAUUAUGUACAGAUAUGGUGGGCUCUUUUUGUUUAUCUGAAUCAGAAGCUGGAUCUGAUGCUUUUUCUUUGAAAACUCAAGCUGUUAAAGAUGGUUCUGAUUUCAUAAUUAAUGGAUCUAAGAUGUGGAUCAGUAAUGCAGAACAUGCUGGUGUAUUCCUUGUUAUGGCUAAUGCCAAACCAACUGAGGGUUAUAAAGGAAUAACUUGUUUUAUAGUGGAUAAAGGAACACCUGGUUUGUCAGUUGGAAAGAAAGAAGAUAAAUUGGGUUUAAGAGCAUCUAGUACGUGUGUAGUAAAUUUUGAUAAUGUCAGGAUUCCAGAAACAAAUAUACUUGGAAAAUUUGGUGAAGGAUAUAAAUAUGCUAUUUCUUUAUUAAAUGAAGGACGAAUAGGCAUUGCCUCUCAAGCAGUUGGAUUGGCACAAGGAUGCUUUGAUGAAGCAGUUGCUUAUACAUUUGAAAGAAAGCAGUUUGGUAAACGUCUGUUUGAUUUUCAAGCCAUGCAACAUCAGAUAUCACAUAUUGCAACUCAGAUUGAAGCAGCUCGUCUUCUGACCUAUAAUGCUGCACGAAUGAAAGAGGCAGGACAUUUACUUGUUAAAGAAGCAUCAAUGGCUAAAUAUUUUGCUUCAGAAGUUGCUAGUAUGACAACUACAAAAUGUGUGGAAUGGAUGGGAGGAGUUGGUUUUACCACAGAUUAUCCUGUAGAAAAAUAUUACAGAGACUGUAAAGCAGCAAGUAUAUAUGAAGGAGCAUCAAAUAUUCAACACAUACUGUGCAACUGCAUAUCCUCUGAGAGGAUUCAUAGACAGCAUUUUGCAAAUGCAAGUUUCACAGAGAUUCUGGGCCAGAGGCCAAAUCUUGAUAAACUUAUUGAACUUCUGAAAGUCACUAUAUAUAUAUAUAUAUUUUGUUUAUUUAAAUCAUAA